AUGAAGAUAAUACUCGCUAUCUUAGCUCUAUUCGUAGCCCUUAGUUAUGCAGACGGUGAAUGCGCAGUCUUCGCUUGUAGUAGCAUCGAUCAAGAAGGAGAUACACGCCUUUGAGGACAAAGAACCGAUGGAACUGAAGGUGCUGCAAACACUUUCGCUGCUCAAGAGUGUACCGGAGAUGAUUUCUGCCAAGCUGAUGCCUGGACAGAUCCAGCAGCAGCAGUAGCAGCCGCUGCUAAUCUCCAAUGUGGUGCUAAUAACCCAUCUAAUUUCCCUCAAGAUUUCACCGCCACUGCCGGAGUUGGUCUUGACGGAGACUAUUGUACUGCUGAUGGAGAUUGCUUCACAUCAGGAGAGAAUGAAGCCAAAUGUACAAAUAGUGUUUGCGUAGCUUCCACUAAAGCAGACUCUCCUUGUGCAGGUGAAUCUAAGAACUGCCCAGUUGGCCACUUCUGCUCUGCUGAAGAUAAAUGUGCUCCUUUGUUAACCGCUAAUAGCGUUUGUACUAAGGAUAGCGAUUGUGCUAUUGGCCAUGAUUGUAUCAAGCUUUCUCCAGAUGGAACAGAAUUCAAGUGCACUGAAUUCGGAACCCUCAAUAAUGGAGACAGAUUCACAAGAGUAGCAAAUACUGCUCCUUCAGGAUCUCUCGGAGCCGCCACUGUCGUUGCAUCGACAGUAUGUAAGACUACAGGUGAAGCUACUGUUGAAGGAACUCAACAAUGUAGAAAUCAUCAGAGAAACAAGGAUGAUUCUUUGAGAUCUCCCAACUUACAGACUCAAUGUAAAACAGCUACCUUUGUAGAUGAAGCCGCUGAUAAUUUCAACACUGAGACUGAAGUACUCGUAAAUCCAAUUUGUGGGUUCAACAAAGACAACAAAGCCAUCUGCCCUGUUUUCUUAGGAGACAAGCCAGUUCAAGAUCUCAUCGCAGAAAAUUCCAAAUUUACCAAGGGAUUAAAAUGCCACAGACUCUCAGGUGUUACUAGUUUCGGUACAGGAUCAGUAUGCAAAGGAUUCUGGGACGUUAGAGACAAGAAGGAAGGAUUCAAUUUGUUCAGACUAGGACAAAUUUUAGAUCCUCAAACAUGGGCGAAUACUGCCAACAAUAAUGAUUGUGUUGCUAACACUAUCACCUUCAAAAACUGGAACGGAUUCAACUCAGCUUAUCUAUCAUAUGGUGCUGUAGGAAUGAUUACUACUGCAUUGGCCUACAUCAUGAUGUAAUGAAGAGUUUUAAAGAUAAACAUUUGUCCAAAUUGUGAAAUCCUA
Messenger RNA from Moneuplotes crassus, 1269 nucleotides. The record is from the annotation of a GenBank genome assembly. NCBI's taxonomy places the organism in Eukaryota, Ciliophora, Spirotrichea, Euplotida, Euplotidae.